AUGCGCACGGCCGAGCUCGCGCGCAGGACGCAGACGGUGACUUCUACAGUCACCAGCGUCGUGACAGAGGUUGUACAGGUCCCCAAGGAGGAGAUUAAGGAGCCCAAGGCGGACGCUGCCUUUGUCAUUCUGACGCGCAACAAGGACCUGAAUGACCUCCGGGAGACGCUCAUUCAGCUUGAGGACCGUUUCAACCGCCGCUACAACUACCCCUAUGUGUUCCUCAAUAACGAGCCCUUCAGCGAAGAGUUCAAGGCCAAGAUCAGCAGCGUCUUCGGCCUCAUCCCCACUGAGCACUGGUCUUACCCCGACUACAUCAACCAGACGCAAGCCGCCGAGGUUCGCAAGGACAUGAAAGAGCGCAAGAUAAUUUAUGGCGGCCACGAGAGCUACCGCCAUAUGUGCCGCUACGAGUCGGGCUUUUUCUUCCGCCACCCGCUGAUGGACAAGUACAAAUGGUACUGGCGCGUGGAGCCUGGAGUCAAGUUUGCGUGCGAGAUCGACUACGACCCGUUCCUGUUCAUGGAAAAGAAUAACAAGAAGUACGGCUUCACGAUCUCGAUCAAGGAGGUUGUCGAGACAAUCCCUACGCUCUGGAACACCACGAUGAAGUUCAUGGACGAGCACAAGGACCUCAUUCCAUCCACCAAUAUGCUGGAUUUCGUCACCAACAAGGACGGCGGUUACAAUCUGUGCCACUUCUGGUCCAACUUUGAAAUUGGAAGCCUGGACUUUUUGCGCUCUGAAAGGUACUUAUCGUACUUUGACUACUGGACCGUGCUGCGGUGGGGAGAUGCGCCCGUGCACUCGCUGGGCGUGGCGAUGUUCCUGAACAAGAACGAGGUGCACUGGUUCGAGGACAUUGGCUACUAUCACGGCCCGCUGUGGAACUGUCCCAAGGGCAAGGCCAACGACAAGUGCUGGUGCCCCGAGGAGGAGUCCAUCGAGAUCAAGAACAAGGGCUGGUCGUGCACACUGAACUUUGUCGACCUUCCCAAUCCCAAGGUCUGA
Kickxella alabastrina is the source of this 1011-nucleotide messenger RNA. RefSeq names its product putative mannosyltransferase. Gene Ontology annotation, molecular function: alpha-1,2-mannosyltransferase activity. The transcript is spliced from 4 exons. Gene Ontology annotation, cellular component: Golgi apparatus; membrane. The record is from RefSeq and is a predicted model, not a curated record. The coding region runs from base 1 to 1011 and encodes 336 amino acids. Gene Ontology annotation, biological process: cell wall mannoprotein biosynthetic process; protein N-linked glycosylation. NCBI's taxonomy places the organism in Eukaryota, Fungi, Kickxellomycota, Kickxellomycetes, Kickxellales, Kickxellaceae.